Labrus mixtus (cuckoo wrasse) is the source of this 1345-nucleotide messenger RNA. It is a transcript of the gene arl6, whose product is annotated as ADP-ribosylation factor-like 6. The record is from RefSeq and is a predicted model, not a curated record. Gene Ontology annotation, cellular component: cytoplasm; axoneme. NCBI's taxonomy places the organism in Eukaryota, Metazoa, Chordata, Actinopteri, Labriformes, Labridae. Gene Ontology annotation, biological process: vesicle-mediated transport; cilium assembly; protein localization to cilium. The transcript has 8 exons. The coding region runs from base 188 to 763 and encodes 191 amino acids. Gene Ontology annotation, molecular function: GTP binding; GTPase activity.
GGUCUCCCAGCAACACCGUGUAAAUAACAAGCUGCUCCUCUGUAGUGUUGGCUAGUGAGCAUGAGAGAGUGGAGGAGAAAUGAAUGAAACAUUGGUUUGACUCUGGUUUUUUUUUUUUGAGCUAGCUUAUCGAAGAGUUGAGGGUAAGAAAGAUCCCACGGCUAUUUACAGAUCAGACUGGCUGCUGAUGGUUGUUGGCAAUCAAAUGGGGCUUUUUGACAAGUUGGCAGGAUGGCUGGGGUUGAAGAAAGGGGUGAAUGUGCUGUGUCUUGGUCUGGACAACAGUGGAAAAACUACGAUUAUCAACCAACUCAAGCCCUCUAAUGCCCAGGCACAAGACAUUGUUCCAACUAUUGGCUUCAGCAUAGAGAAGUUCAAGACUUCCAGUCUUUCCUUCACAGUGUUUGACAUGUCUGGUCAAGGCAGAUACAGAAACCUUUGGGAACACUACUACAAGGAAGGCCAGGCAAUCAUAUUUGUCAUUGACAGUGCUGACAAACUGAGGAUGGUGGUGGCCAAAGAAGAACUGGACACAUUACUAAACCAUCCUGAUAUUAAACACAGGAGGAUUCCCAUCCUGUUCUUUGCCAACAAGAUGGAUGUCAGGGAUGCUUUGUCUUCAGUCAAAGUCUCACAGCUGCUCUGUUUGGACAACAUCAAAGACAAACCCUGGCACAUCUGCGCCACAGACGCCCUGAAAGGAGAAGGUUUACAGGAAGGAGUCGACUGGUUACAAGAUCAAAUAAAGACGAUGAGAACGUGAGGGCAUGAGGGCAUGAGGUCGAACACAUCAGAAGAAGAAGACAGAUCCUCUAGAGGGUUUUAUGAAAGUCCUGUUUCCAGAGGUACCAUAGGGAAAGUCAUGUUUUUAAUGCAGUGUCUGGGUGGUUCUUGGAUAAGGGUGGUUCACCCAAAUAUGAGGGUGUAAUUCCAUUCUCUGGUACCAGUUAUGCCAAUAAAAUCCAUCAAACGAUAGUGCUAAGUCAAUAAGAAACCAAUUGGAAACAAAUCCGUACUUUUCAGUAAAAGCAUUAUGAGUUAACUUGAUGAACACAGCUCUCCCAAUGCAGUCAAAUGUGUAGAUCAUUAUUUUAUCCAUUUAUAUUAUUACUCCCAGUUCUCAAUAUCUAUGUGCAACAGGUGCUGACUUUAUUUUUAAGGGAGCAUGAAUAGCUAAGAUCGGAUUUGGAAAAUACAUUUUGUUGGGCGGUGUGAUACUCUGCAUGCUUUAGCCCUCAGACAAUCUGUGUGUCAGCUUCUCUGAAGAGACAGCAUGUAAACUCAAGGUCUUUUCCCCUUCAUCUUCAGCUUACAAAUAUAAACAUUAAAUAUGUUUUAAGCCUUU